GUCAGCGAUCGGGCCCCCUUCGCCAGGGCGGGUUGAGGAAAAAUGUGGGCGAAAAAAAGGGAAGUAGUUGGGGAUUAGUUGGCGGCGGCGGAAGGUUGAGGGGGAGGGUGUGAUGAGGCUGCUGUGCCCUGAAUGGCGACGGAGGCCGGAGAGGGAGAGAGAGGUGGAGAGGGGCAGUGAGAGAUUCCCCCUGUACCACACUGCUCAAACACCACGGCGGCUGCUGACACAACCGGCAACAUGGAGGAGAGGCCAACCGACCCCAUCCGAGUCUCACAGCUGGAGCGGGAGCUGUAUUACCUGAUCGCCCGCUUCCUCCUGUCCGGACCCUGUCAGAAGUCGGCACGGGUCCUGAUCCAGGAGCUGGAGGAAUACCAGCUGAUCCCGAAGCGCCUGGAUUGGGAAGGGAAGGAGCAUCGCAGGAGCUUCGAGAGCCUGGUUUUAGCUAAUAAACAUGUGUCUUCUGAUCACUUGCUGCAAAUUUGUCAGCGAAUUGGUCCCCUCUUGGAUAAAGAGAUCCCGCCCAGUGUCCCUGGAGUGCAGACAUUAUUGGGAGUGGGACGACAGUCAUUAUUACGGACUACAAAAGAUCGCAAACAUGUGGUGUGGAAAGGUUCGGCCUUUGCUGCCCUUCAUAGAGGCAGGCCACCAGAACCACCUGUGAACUACGGAAAAUCUCCAAAUAUUGUGAACAUCAUCAAUGCCAAACAGCUGACAGGAUGUGGCCGGCGCAGCUAUGUUGUCCCAGUUGUUGUAUACCAACAUGUGAAAAUGUACAAGAGGAUACUUGGGCAUCUUUCUUCUGUGUACUGUGUAGCCUUUGACCGCACAGGGAGGAGAAUUUUCACGGGUUCAGAUGAUUGCUUGGUUAAGAUUUGGGCCACAGAUGAUGGACGACUCCUGUCCACUCUGCGUGGGCAUUCAGCUGAGAUUUCUGAUAUGGCUGUUAACUACGAGAACACAUUGAUUGCUGCAGGCAGUUGUGAUAAAGUGAUCCGUGUUUGGUGCUUACGGACAUGUGCUCCUGUUGCUGUGUUACAAGGACAUACUGGAUCUAUAACCUCUUUAUUGUUUUGCCCAGGGACCAGAGGAAGAACACGGUAUUUGACGUCCACAGGGGCUGAUGGGACAAUCUGCUUUUGGCAAUGGAAUACAGAGACUGUCAAAUUUAAUGAACAUCCGGUGAAGUUUACAGACAGAUCCAGGCCAGGAAGUCAAAUUUCUUGCUGCUCUUUCAGUUCUGGUGGAAUGUUCAUAGCAACUGGCAGUACAGAUCAUGUGAUUAGGGUUUAUUACUUGGGUUCUGGUUCACCAGAGAAAAUUUCUGAGCUGGUGUCACAUACGGAUAAAGUGAUCGCAAUUCAGUUCUGCAACAAUAGCCACAGUUUGAGAUUUGUUAGUGGUAGCCGAGAUGGGACAGCUAGAAUCUGGCAGUACCAGCACCAAGAAUGGAAGAAUAUAGUCCUGGAUAUGUUUACAAAAUUACCAGGAAAUAAUUCUGUUGCUGUGGAAGACAAAAUUAGUAAAUUGAAAGUAACCAUGGUAGCGUGGGAUCGCUGUGACAGCAGAGUCAUCACAGCAGUGAAUAAUUUUAAUUUGAAAGUGUGGAACUCUUAUACCGGCCAGCUGCUUCAUAUCCUUUCGGGUCAUGAUGAUGAAGUUUUUGUUCUGGAGGCUCAUCCAUUUGACUCCAGGAUUAUGUUGUCUGCAGGGCAUGAUGGCAGCAUAUUCAUCUGGGAUCUUUCAAAAGGUGCCAAACUUCGGAAUUUUUUCAAUAUGAUUGAAGGUCAGGGUCAUGGUGCUGUGUUUGAUUGUAAAUUCUCUGCAGAUGGACAGCAUUUUGCAUGCACUGACUCUCAUGGACAUUUGCUGAUCUUUGGAUUUGGCUGCAGUAAAUCAUUUGAAAAGAUUCCAGACCAAAUGUUUUUUCAUACUGAUUACCGUCCUCUUAUCCGUGAUUCCAACAAUUAUGUUCUGGAUGAACAGACACAACAGGCGCCUCAUCUCAUGCCUCCCCCAUUUCUAGUUGAUGUGGAUGGAAACCCCCACCUAACACAAUAUCAGCGGCUGGUACCUGGUCGGGAAAAUUGCAUGGAUGAGCAACUUGUUCCACAGUUGGGGUACAUGGCAAAUGGUGAUGGUGAUGUAGUGGAGCAGGUCAUUAGCCAACAGACAGAUGAUCAGUACGAGAAUGGUCAGGAACCCAGCGUUCUGGAUGACGCUAUUAGGGAGCUCCAGCGAGAACAUGACCUGAGGCAGGGCAACGAAGGAGCAGCUCUACCGGAUGGCCCUCACAAUAGAUCAAACUUGCUGAACAGUGCCUUGCUGUCACGACCAAACAUUGGACUUCGACGAAGUGGUCAGAUAGAAGGUGUUCGCCAAAUGCAUAAUAAUGCCCCUAGGAGUCAGAUGGCAACAGAGAGAGACUUGAUGGCAUGGAGCAGAAGGGUUGUUGUCAUGGAACUUUCAUCUGGAAUUAGCAGGUUUCAGGAGGAACUUCGACUAAGUAAAGGUGAUGGAGAAAUUAACUUGUACACAACUGAGAAGAAACGUAAACCACUGCAACCAACUCAGAAGAGCGAUGGCCAGGAUUAUUUUCAACGUUCAGGAAGGCGGACUCAACGCCGAAACCAACAUUUCUACCACACACGUUCAACUGUGGAACGCCGCACUUGUAAUAUUCGUCAGAUAGAAGAACCUAAUAAUUCUUCGGAGGAAAUGGAGACAAUAGAUGGAAGUGAUGGGUCAUCUGAUGAGGCUGAAGAAGAAUGGCAGAGCGAGAGCAGUUCUAGUGACUCGUCAAGUGAAUAUUCGGAUUGGACAGCGGAUGCAGGUAUUAACCUUCAGCCACCCAAACGAUUGGUGAGACGAAUAGUACGUCACAAUAUAAGCAGUUCUGAAGAUGAGAAGCUGGGAGAAAGAUUGGCUGUAAAACGCAAGAAAUCCAAACAGUCCAAACAGAAGAGGCCAAGUGAACUUGCAAUAGAUGGCGCACCCUCUGAAGAAUGGAUUCCUCCAACUUGGAUCAGAGAUACAACACCGCGCAGGUCACCGUUUGUACCACAAAUGGGUGAUGAGGUUAUAUAUUUUCGCCAAGGGCAUGAAGCAUAUGUGAAAGCUGUUAAAAAAGCAAAAGUCUACAGUGUAAACCUUCAGAAGCAACCAUGGAUCAAAUUAGAACUCAGGGAACAAGAGAUUGUUAAGGUUGUUGGGAUCAAGUAUGAAGUUGGGCCACCUACAUUAUGCUGCCUGAAGCUUUCGCUUUUAGAUCCCAUCACUGGCAAAAUGACUGGAGAAUCAUUCUCUAUUAAAUACCACGAUAUGCCAGAUGUCAUUGACUUUUUAGUGUUGCGGCAAUUUUAUGAAGAAGCAAAAAAGAGAAAUUGGCAAGUCGGAGACAAGUUUCGCAGUAUAAUAGAUGAUGCCUGGUGGUUUGGAUCAGUACAGAGUCAGCAACCUUUUCAGCCCGAGUAUCCUGACAGUUUAUUCCAAUGUUACAAUGUUUGCUGGGAUAAUAAUGAGUUGGAAAAGAUGAGCCCUUGGGACAUGGAACAAAUUCCUGACAAUGCUACCUAUCCUGAAGAAAUUGGUGCCAGUGUCCCUGUCACUCCAGAGGAGCUUAAAGACUUGUUAUAUAAACCUCAGGAGGGUGAAUGGGGAUCCGGCUCUGCAGAUGAAGAACAUAAACGUGUCAUUCAGGGAAUCGAUCAACUGCUUACACUUGAAAUGGCUGCACCUUUUUGUGCUCCUGUGGAUCUCUGUGCCUACCCAUUGUAUUGCACUGUGAUUGCAUAUCCAACAGACCUAAGCACCAUCAAGAAGAAAUUAGAAAACGGGUUUUAUAGGACAGUUUCUGCCCUGAUGUGGGAAGUAAGAUACAUUGAACAUAAUGCUAGGACUUUCAAUGAGCUUGAUAGUCCAAUUGUCAAGUCUGCAAAAUUAAUUACAGAUGUCUUACUUCAGUUUAUUGGGGAUCAGAGCUGCACCAGUAUAUUAGAGCUUUAUGAGAAAGUUAAGAGAGAGGAACUUAGCAGUGAUGAAAAUGACAAGGAACAAACUGCAGAACUAGAUUCUGAUGCUCCUGGGACCUCCUCAGACACAAUACACCGGCUUCCAAGGCAAUUGAACAGAAGACCAGCAUUCAGCAUUGAUGUGAAUGCUUGGAAAGAACAGUGCAAAGAGUUUCUGAAUCUCAUGUUUCAGUGCGAGGACUCUGAACCUUUUAGACAACCGGUGGAUCUCUUUGCAUAUCCUGACUAUCGGGAUAUCAUAGAUACUCCAAUGGACUUCAACACAGUGAAAGAAACACUAGAAGAAGGAAAUUAUGACACUCCUCUGGAAUUCUGCAAGGAUGUUCGGUUAAUAUUCAGCAAUGCCAAAGCCUACACACCCAACAAGAAAUCAAGGGUAAAAGGAAUACUUUCUUUUGGAAAGAUUUACAGCAUGACCCUCCGGUUAUCUGCCUUAUUUGAAACUCAAAUUAAAAAAAUUAUUUCGGACUACAAGUUCGCCUUGAAGUGCCAAAAGAAGAAUAAACCAAGACAGAAGUAUCGAAAGAGGUUCAAAAGCAGCAGCAGCAGCAGUAGCAGCAGGAGCAGUUCGCGGACCAGCAGCAGGAGUAGUUCGCGGUCCAGCAGCAAAAGCAGUUCUCGGUCCGGCAGCAGAAGCAGUUCACGUUGCAGCAGCAGAGCAUCCAGCCUACAGCACAAACCAGCAAACACUCCACCUAAAACAUACCUGAAUACCUCACCAUCCUGUUCAGUUAGAGCCAUUUCAUCGAGAUCACCUCAAGCUUCAGAAACAGAAGAUCUUUUGGGACCACUGAAUGAUGAAGUUGAGCAUCCAAAGGUGCCACCACUUCUUGAGUGGGAUGUACAGAAUAGGAUUGGAAAUGAUUCAGAGCAUGAAAGUACCAGAGUAACCAGAAUCAUAUCUACACCUAUAAAACAAGAUCAACCCUCUAAUGGCCCUUUAAUUAAUGGUCAUGGAAUGCGUACUUCUACAAAGAGGAAGGUGAUGAGUGAUUCAGAGGAAAGUAGUUUGGAGAAUCCAAACAAAGAGGAGAUGGAAGACAUAGCCCAAUUAGGCAGCGAUGCAUCAGCUAAAUCUGGCCCAGGGUCUGAAAGUGGGUCAGAAACGGGUUCUGGAUCAGAUAAAGACCACAUUGAAGGAGAUCAUGAUUAUAGCAAGGUUGUGAGAAGGAAGGCAACAGGAAAACGAAGUAUCAAAAGCAGGGUAGGAGUAAGAAGGAAGAGGCGCAGGAGGAAACGCUUCAGAUUUUCCACGCCAACAAACAAAUAUAAACGAGCAAGAUUAUUGGAUGAUUGGUUUGAUGAAGACGAAUUGUGUGUUGAGCGAUUGAAUAAAUGCUCCACAAUUAGAACUCGAAACCAAGGCAGAAGAACAGUUUUAUAUAAUGAUGACUCUGAUGAUGAUGGCUUUGUACCAGCUGGCGAACCUCUAAACCUCGGUAUGUCGAGGUCAGGAAGAAUGCGUCGAAUGACAGAAAAGGCUAAGGCAAGUCAUUUAAUGGGAUGGAGUCACUGAUCAUUAAAGCAGAGAACUUUUUAAACGGAACUUAUUACAUUUGUACUGCAGGGAUUCGAUAUGCACAUUACUUUUACUAAUUUAUGUGGGUGGGUUGGGGAGGAGCUUACUUUUCUUGUCGUGGUGCUGAUCCCAUUGUCAAAAUGCACUUCGGUCUUCCAAACCGUUGCUUACCAACUGCUGAAUCCAACCUUAAAGGCGGUGUAGCCUUAAUGUUUUGAAAAAUAUCUCUGUGCAUCAGUGGCUUCAAAGCCAACAACAGCUAUGUAAUAGGAAAUAUCUGUCUAUUUACCAUGGCAAUUUUUAGCAUACCUGGGCAGUGUUCCUGAUCUCUCUUCAUAAGUCAAACACACAGCAGAAUUUCUUUAAAUUCUAGCCAUAAUUUUUUACCAUACAGUAAUAAGCCUGUCCCAAGUUUUUGCACAGUUCUUCCAGUCUCAGUGGCAGCUAUCAAAGGUUUACAGCAUGAAUAUUCUUUCCACUAAUUAAGUUUAUGACUUAUUUGAUCUGCACUGGCUUUUUUUAAUUUAGGAUUGAAUUGUAAUAUAUGUUACAUGUGUUAACUUGUUUUUAUUUUGAAAUUGAAUUUUACUUCACUGGUGGCUUGUGUCUUCCACUGAUGGAGGUAAUGAGCAAAUAAUGGUUGGUGCCUUUGUAAAUUGCUGAAUUUAAUUUAAGUAUCUGAGUGAUUUUUGAUAAUGUUUGCAUUAACUUUGUAUAAAUUGAGGAAUAUGAAUUUUAAAGCAUUAUGAAAUGCUUUUCAAAUGUUUACACCCACCAACAUUGCAACAUUUAAAAAUGUCCGUAUCUUUUAAUUUUUGUGUUUCAGUUUAUAAAAACUUAUUAUUUUAAUAGUCUUUUCACCCAUCAUUUCUAGUUAGUCCUCCAGCAAAGAAAAAUAAGACAAUGAUUGCUUUUUUGCUGCUGACAAUGCUAGAUAUGAAGAUGUGAUCAUCCCAACAGACCUUAGCAAGACAAGAGAUACCUGACUUAAUAUCACCUAUCAGGUGGAGAAUCUUGCAAUAGUGAGAAACAGCAAGAAAAGUUUUAUGGGUAGCCAAUAUGGUUUUUCUAAGAACUUGGCUUUGGCUUCAAACUGCUUUUCCAACAGUGUAAAAUUCUGAAGUCACUAUGCUUUCCUUGCAUGGCGUUUGUAGUGUAAAGUGUGAGAUGAUUUGCAGUGUCUGCACAGCCGCUUUUCUUUUGCACUCUCUUCAACCCAGCUCCCAAGAAUUGAACCAGCUUAGGAAAUCCAACAUUUGUGUUGGAAUUUGAUUUCAGGCCUGUUGGAAUUACAUGGGAAAUUGGACUUAAUGACUUUCAUCAGUCAAGGAGCGUAUGUGGAUUUCAAUCUGACCUCUUAUUCUCCCCAGAGGAAGUCCUUUUCAUGAAUUAAAACUUAAGUCUGCGCUUUUAAAAAAAUUUUUUUUUUAAACAAAACUAAGUACACUUUAAAGCAUUAUCAAUUUUAUUUAUUUUAUGGCUGGCUUCUGUCAACAGUUGACUCAUCAUUUUCUGUUCAUAUGUAUUUAAGUACUGAAAGGUUGAUACGUGAAACAUCAGUUUGUUUAUAUACAGAAAACCAGCUGUAUUACGUUAAGUGCUCUGUAAGAAAAAAAUUUGAUUACAAGAUUUUCUGAGAAAAUCGCUAUGUUAUCAGUGUAUGUGAAUACAUCUUUAGCAAAUUAUACUAAUGAUUUUCUCCCUGCAGUUUGCAUGUAACAUUAGCAUGAUGAUGGUGCUAUAAAAUUGAAACAAUGCUUUUGUAAUGCAAAGUGUUUCACUAAAGUUGCUUGAAGAACGAUAACAUAUGUAAUCAGAGUUCUACAGGACAAACCUGUAGUCCUGCUUAUUUUUCUACAGAAUGCGUACAUUGAGUACAUUGAUUCAUUAUUUGUAUAAAUUACACAAAUCUUUGUAGACCAUUUUGGUUUUUUUGUAAAUGUUCUAAUCAUGUCUGCACAAUCAAACAACAUUCAAUCUUAAGGAAUACAUUUUUUUUUUAAAUUGCUCACAGCAAGUGAUGAAUUGCAACUCUAGUGAAAUGCCUUAUUGAUUAUUCUCCAAAGAUUUGUGGUAGGAAGGUACUGUGUGCAUCCUCUCCUCUCCAUAAAAUCAUGCACAUUUUCUAAUUUGUGAAGAAGCAAUGUAUUAACUUCUUUCAGUCCUUGCUGUCAAUUUGAGCCAAAAUCUCCAGGUAGGUGAUUUAAAAAUGGACCAGAUUGCAUCAAUAAAUUGAAUUUCAGGGGACAUCAUUUCACCAAAUCCUUAAUCUUGGUGACUGUCCCUUUUUUAUAUAUGUACACAUAUAAAUAUAUUUUAAGAAGUCAGCAUUUCAGGGAUUUUUCUUGCCAUAUGGGCAGACCAAAUGUAAUGUUGAUAUGCAAUGAUUUACUGUGAGUUAAUUUGACAAUUUUUAUAUUGUAAAAAAAUGUACAUAUGUAAGCUUUUUGUUUAUAAAAUAGUUACUACA
Molecule: messenger RNA, 8020 nt
Organism: Carcharodon carcharias (great white shark)
Lineage: Eukaryota; Metazoa; Chordata; Chondrichthyes; Lamniformes; Lamnidae
Gene: brwd3
Product: bromodomain and WD repeat domain containing 3
Exons: 40
Coding region: 241-5547 (1768 amino acids)
Biological process (GO): cytoskeleton organization; regulation of cell shape; regulation of transcription by RNA polymerase II
Cellular component (GO): nucleus
Molecular function (GO): protein binding
Source: RefSeq, a predicted model, not a curated record